Molecule: messenger RNA, 574 nt
Organism: Achroia grisella
Lineage: Eukaryota; Metazoa; Arthropoda; Insecta; Lepidoptera; Pyralidae
Product: heat shock factor-binding protein 1
Exons: 4
Coding region: 113-364 (83 amino acids)
Biological process (GO): cellular heat acclimation
Cellular component (GO): cytosol; nucleus
Molecular function (GO): transcription corepressor activity
Source: RefSeq, a predicted model, not a curated record
CAAAAUUACUUAUGAGCGAGCCAAGGUUAUAUCAUUUAUUUAUUCCUAGAUCAAGGAGACCUGUAUUGUGAAUUUGUAUGUAGUAGCAGUACAUGUGCUACUAACACAUCCAAUGGCGGAACCAAAUACAGAGCCACCUACAAAUGAGACUGAGGGAAAUUAUUCAACACCCGCCAAUGAUCCCAAAAACAUGCAAGAGGUCACUCAAUAUGUACAAUCACUUUUACAAAACAUGCAGGACAAAUUCCAAAGUAUGUCGGAUCAAAUCAUCAACAGAAUAGAUGAAAUGGGAACAAGAGUUGAUGAAUUGGAGAAGAAUAUCACAGAUCUUAUGACACAGGCUGGUGUUGAUAACGAAAAGUAGUAUGUAAUUUUAAUAUAACUAUCACCAGUAAUAAAUAGUAUGUAAUUUUUAUUAUAAUUAUCGUCACUUUUUUCACCCAAAGAUUAUAUUACACAUCAAGAAUUCAAAUUAAAAUGAUACAAAUUAAAAAUAAAAUUAAUCCCUAUUUAUGGGUUCCAAUUAAUGAAGGCUCAGUAUAUAAUAUUGAAAUUAAUUCAAUUAGCUAUAGGA